AUGGACGACCCCGAAGCAAAUGCUACAGAGACUCUUUGGUGGGACAGCGAAUCUCUAGAUCCUGAGACAGCAGACUCAGCAGCAACAGAAGCAGCAGCAGGGACAAAUGCAGCAGCAGCAGCAGCAGCUGUUGCUGCUGCAGCUGUUGCAGCAGACCCUUUCGAUGUUGGCUGCGAGGAGCUGCUGCGCCGAUCGAGACGCAAGGAAAUUGCUUCUCCAAGAAAUGUGUCUGCUGCAGCAGCAGCAAGCUGCUUCCCCCAGGCAGCAACUCAAGAGCGCAGCAGCAGCAGAAGCAACAGCAGCAACAGCAGCAGCUGCAGCAGUAACACCGUAGCGCAGCAUAACCGACCCAGCAACGGCCUGCAGCUACACCCCACGCAACAGCAACAGCAACAGCAACAGCAGCAGCAGCAGCAGCAACAGCAGCAGCAGCAGCAAGAGAAUUUGUCUCAGCGCCGUGGCGUGAUAAUGUCGCUCAGCGGCAUCCCUACAGCAGCAGCAGCUUCUAAAGUGCAGCAGCAGCAGCAGCAGCAGCAGCAGAGUUCGAAGCAGCGCUCAAGAGCGUGGUUUCAGCUUACCCCGAGAGGGACGCUUGCUGCCAGUAGCCGUGCUGCUGCGUCUGCUGCUCAAGCAGCAGCAACGCAUGCAGCAGCAGCAACAGCAGCAGCAACAGCAGUAGCAGCUGCUGCUGCAGCAGGGAGGCCUAAGCCUCUAAACACCAUAAAGCAGAGCGGGGUCCCUCCCGCUUCGCUGAAUCUACUAGAUUUCGGAGGCAGCUGUUCUGCUGCUGCUGCUGCUGCUGCUGCAGCAGCAGCAGUGCACACAAAGAGAGGCAGCAGGGUGCUGCUGUCUAGACACUCGGAAGCAGCAGCAGCAGCAGUUGCUGCAGCAGCACGCCUCAAACUCGGCCCCACAGAAGGCGUCUCCAAGUGGGAGUCGAUCCCAGACGAUGCCCUUUACGCUCCCAGGCCAAAAUGCAGAGGCAAGCAGCAGCAGCAGCAGCAGCAGCAGCAACAGCAGCAGCAGCAACAGCAGCAACAGCAUGAUUAG
This is a messenger RNA of Eimeria acervulina, 1050 nucleotides long. RefSeq lists its product as hypothetical. The record is from RefSeq and is a predicted model, not a curated record. The coding region runs from base 1 to 1050 and encodes 349 amino acids. NCBI's taxonomy places the organism in Eukaryota, Apicomplexa, Conoidasida, Eucoccidiorida, Eimeriidae. The transcript has a single exon.